Molecule: messenger RNA, 5133 nt
Organism: Cladocopium goreaui
Lineage: Eukaryota; Dinophyceae; Suessiales; Symbiodiniaceae
Source: the annotation of a GenBank genome assembly
AUGCCGAAGCGUACCUCUGCUGAUGAAGGGGGUAGAGCUGCUAAGAGUUCAAAGCAGUCUACACCCUGGGCCCAAACGAUUUUGGAGGCUGUGAAGUCCUUCGACACGGACAAGGAUGAGCACCCUGUGAAGUUUGUCAUAGAUAACCUCAAGGAAGGCAUCGUGGAAACAGUCUAUUCAUGGUUGAGUGACAUUGCCGGUGAUGAUGGAUCACUUCAGAUGCCCAAUCCCAGCCGAGACGAACCACAGCAUGGUGAGUCGUUGCAGCUCCCCUUCUUGGCCAUUUCUUACCAGCUUCCCAGUGAUGGUGUCCCUCAUUUCCCACACUGGCUCAACACUGCCACGGAUGUGUACCAGGGCGGGUACGAGAGCAAACGAGAGCCAUUUGAGGUACGUAUCCACAAAAGACCUGCUGGAUCAAGCUCCAUGCUGCGAGUCACUGUGGUCAAGGGAGCGGGACGAUGUUCCAUGAUAUGGUUCGGAAUCCUUUUCACCUACUUCAAGCUGAGGGAGGUCAUGACUGAGGCAGAAAUUGAAGACUUUCGCAGGUGGAUGCGUGGCGUGGUCCAAGUCGACUGCACAAUCAUGGAGCUCAGCCAUUCUGCGCAUCAUGACUGGAGGAGGCUGCAAGUCCAUGAACAAAUGGCUGAGCGCCAAAAGAAGGACCCAAUGCAGAAAGCGUUGAUCUUUUCCAAGCGAGCUGCUGCAAAGGUCAUUGAGGACCCAAACAAAUAUGGGAGCCCGACUGAUGGGUUCAAAGCUGCAUUCAUGGACGCCGUGGCCGAAUACAACUCCUAUGGCUAUGCAUCGACCAAUCCCAAGUACAGAGUGGAUGAUCAGACAGCUCUUGAGUUGUAUGGUUUCAAGGUCGGUGUGUCUGCUGAAGCAUGGACCCUGCUGGAACGGGACUUCCUGAAUGAAGUGAAUGCAUGCCUUUUGGCACGGGAUCCUGGCUUUCAGCUGCAUGAAACUAUUUUGUGGCAUGACAACUUGCAAACGAUCAAGGUAGAGCCUGGUCAACCGAAUUCUGCGAUGGAUGCUGCAGAUUCAAAGCUCAAUGCCUUAAGUGAUGAUGCUAGAAAAGCCGCUUGGGAGCAUGACACAUUGCAACUAGCCAGGGACUGUGCCCAAGUGGGGAAAAUGUUCCAAGCCAACGAGAAGAGCGUUCGUGCAGAGCGUCUUCGCAGAAUCACCCACAUGCGGCAGGAGAACUCCAUAGGAGCAUCUCUUGUGGAAUCCUACAUGGAAUCCCAUGCUCGGCAUCGCUCUGGUUCUGAACAAGAUCUCUUGUUGGCUGUGGACCAGUUUGUGUCAGCCCACCAAACUUCCACGGGCCCUCCUACUGCUGUGGUCACCUGGGCGGACCUGACCAAAUUUGGACGUCUUGGGACGAAAGACCUGAACUAUGCUGUGGGUGUUAUUAGCCAGGUCCUGUCAAAGCACCCCCAGAAGGCAGUUGGGCUUGUGCUGGCCCCGCACCUCACAAGCGAGAAAGUCCCAAACGGCCAACGCGGAGAAAUGAGGAGAAUAGAAGACAAACUCGACUCUCGUCAGCUAGCCAGCCAGCUCAUUACUUUGAGGAUGGAUGCACCGCCGUCAAGCAAGCGAGUGGCGAUGACGAUGUUCGGCUGGAUUGUCUGGCAGGAGGACAACCUUCAGAACAACAUGUUCAAGGAUUGUCAGCUGCUCACAGACAGGACCACCCGCGAGUCCAUCCCAUGGCAGCCCGAGACGGCGUACAUCGUCCCUUCGGCAGAGAAAGAUGCAACGCCUCACGCGUCCGAAGGGAACAGGAGCUUGUCCGACGUGCAAGAGGCAGCUCAACUGCUUUGUGGGGAUGAUGUGCCGGUGAUCCUUUUGGAUGCUCUUCUGGGGAGGCUGAAAUGCAACCAAUGUGUCGUGAUCAAUUGCACUCCCUACGACGCAUGUCUGGAGAAUGCGUGCUUGCGCUGGCACCAAACCCACCCGAAGAUGAAGGUACACCAUUGUUCUGUGUCUAUGCAGCCUGUUCUUGUGGACUAUGUCCAGAAAAAAAUGGCUCUGCAGCUGAUGAAGGAUUGGAAAGCCAACGACCACUGCAUGGGCGAGGUGCGAGCCUAUCAGCCCAAUCCUCCGGAGGUCGACAACGAGAUUGAUCCAAGCACCUAUGGCUUCAAAUUCGUUGAGGUUGAAGUCAGCAACCGCAAAUCGGGGUGGGACCGCUUCACUUUCUCACUGCCCCAAAAGGUGCGAUCUUUGCAUGCAAAUGAUGUUGUGUAUGGGGCCGAAUGGAGAAAACUUGUGAUGGACUUUGAGGAGAGGUUUGACUCAUCCCGAAGCACUCCAGUAGCCAUCGCUGAGAAGCCAACGGAAGCAGUCGCCAAAGUGCAAGUCUUGGAUUGGCCUACAGAACCGAAAUACAUAGAGGACCUUUUGGCCAACUACCACGUGGAUUGCAAAGCAACCGGAAGAUGGCCAGGAACAACCCUCUAUUUGGUGGAGUCCAGGGGGCGGAACGGAAAAGUCGAGAAUGUCACCGACAACCAGCCCUACAAAUUGUUUCUUGCAGCCCACGUGGAUUUGAUCAUCCCGGCUGAUGAGUUUGUCGUGGCGCAUGGGGCCUCUCGAUUUGCAAGGGCUGACAGAGGCCCUCGCUCACCAACUUCGCAAGGGUCCAUGUCCUUGCCGGAGGACAAGAAGGUGAAGCAGAAGGAUGCCAAGGACGCUCAGGACCAAAAAGCUAAGAAACCACUUCCGCUGACAGCUGCUGAAGGGACCCCCGAGACAAACCCUCGAAUGUCUACAAAAGAAAUGAAAGGGUUGGAGGAAAGCUUGAACCAGGCCAAGCAAAAACACAAGGUUGAUGAAAAGGCGGAACGGAUGGACCACCUCAAUGCAGCCGGUCAGUCGACAAGACCUAGGGGACGACCAGUCACCAAGCCUAAGGAGAAAGAAGAUGAGGUUGCGAAGCGUGCCCAUGGUCCAAGUAGGAGGUUGGCAAAAGCAGCACCGAGUUCAAAGUCUAAAGCCAGGGGAAAGAAGAAGCAGGAGUCAGAGUCCGGUUGCCUGGAAAGUGAGGAAUCAGAUUCGUCUGAGCAGCCUGAGCCAUCCGAGUCGGAAUCAGAUUCCGAUGAUGGCACAGUCCUGCAGAACAAGAAGGCAGCACCAACCGCUGAUGCUGAGUCAAAGAUUCCCAAGACCAUCAAGACCGGGGACAAGGAAAAGCAACCCAAGAUGGUGAAGGUGAAGCCAAGCACAGAAAAGGAAAAGCCCGAGAAGAUGCCCCGCAAAGUUUCUAAGGAGCCAAGAACCGCAAGGAAAGGAAAGACUGCAGAUGAGAUCAAGAAGACCCCAAAGACACAGCAGAAACGAGGAGGUGAUGAUUCCAAGGCUGAAGAACCAAAGAAAGACAUAGAGAAAAGGAAUGAGGAUCAUGAGCAGCCUGCAAAGCUGAGGAGACGCAUGAGAGAAGUAGAAGCAAAGGUAGAAGAAUCGGAAGCAGGCAUGACCGACGAAGAUGGAGAAAAUAGCUCAGGUUUGGUUGAAGCAAAGAGGAGCAAAGUUGAGGAGCCGUCCAAAAAGCGCAAAGGAGCAAAGGAGCCGAAGCCGAACCAUGAAAAGAAAGGAGCCAAGUCAGAAGGAACGACCGGACACACUGACAUGGAAAGCCCAAUGGAGAAGCCCAAAAGUGUCAAGGAGCGACGUGUUCGUUUCGCAGAGCCCCCUGAAGUUGAGAUUCCAGUGAAGAAAGCAAAGAACAGAGAAGCCGCAGCGGGAUCACGAGCAGCAGAAGGCCCCACCAACAGCAGCCAGAAGCGCAAGAGCGCAUUGAAGGCGAAGGAAGACGCACAGCGCCCUGAAGUUGAGAUUCCAGCGAAGAAGGCAAAGAACAGAGAACCUGCAGAGGGAUCAGAAGCAGCAGCAGCAGCAGGGACCAACAGCAGACAGAAGCGCAAGAGCGCAUUGAAGGUGAAGGAAGCAGAAGACCCAAAUGAUAUGGCGGAUAAACAGAAGCUGCGAAAGGAGAAGAGCUCGAAGGACAAGAAGGGAUCCACCCCAUGCACUGUCUUGCCAGGUCUGGCCGAAAGGUUGGCAGAAAGGAGGGCAAAGAAGCAGAGUGCAGCAGAGAGACCCCAAGAGGUGAAGGAAGUGAAGUGCAAGAGUCAAGACAUGACCGCCCACAGCGAGACACAUGAAGAAGAGAAGGAGAUUCCCGCCCACAGCGAGACACAUGAAGAAGAGAAGGAGAUUCAGUGGUUUUGUGUCGAUGAAGAUCGUCGCUCUGAAGCCUGCAGCUCUGGUCACUCCAGCCAGGAUGAGGAUCAGGAAGCUGACAGAAAGGAAAGCUCGGAUGAAGGUACUCCUGUUGGAAAGAAGGGCCUUCGUGGUGUCUACCAUGAUUUCCUCAAAACUUGCAUCGCAGAACUGAAGGCAAAGAACCCUGAGAUGCGUGGAAAAGAUGCUCUCGCAGAAGCGAGGUGGCGCAUUCACCCGCAGCGGGUGAACUCCAUCAAGCAUCUGAGCAAGUCCGAGAUCUCUCGUCGCAGAUUGAAAGUCCAGGUCUCGAAUCCGGAGGAAGCUGCCCAGCCUCCAAUUCCGAACUCUCCCAGCGAGGAUGUUGCCAUGGAAGACGCUCGCCAGUGCGAGUCACCUGAGAUCACCAAGGAAAAGGAUGAUGAUGAAAAAGACUUGGGUGAGGUUGAGGACGGGGAGUCCGAGGAGGCUGUCCCUGCUAGUCCUACUUUUGAAGGGCUCGACCCUGAGGAUGAUGAUGGUGAGGAGAUUUGGGAACCGAACCGCAACACCAAUGUGGUUCAUGAUGAUGAGCUCUCUCGCAUGAUCACCUGCAAGUGGACUAGUGACCUCGACGAGGUGGUCCUCGAAAUCCAAGAGAAGGACAAGCGCGCAACAACUGACGCCGCCAUCUGCACUUGGAGGGAUCUCCUCCAGGAAAUGGAGGAAAGCGGGAACGUGGACUUUACCGUGAACAGUGGUAAUGUCUACACGUUGACUCCGAAAGCCAGUGAGAUGCACUACACCUACGCCGCCCCAUCCAGCACAAAUGGGAUCAAGUACACUGGCAUGGCUUCGGUGUUCCCGGUUUCAGCGCCUCUGGCGCAAAAGAAUUGCACUUUUUUGCAUUGUGUUUUAUGA